This is a messenger RNA of Pseudozyma hubeiensis SY62, 855 nucleotides long. Its product is annotated as potential protein tyrosine phosphatase. Lineage: Eukaryota; Fungi; Basidiomycota; Ustilaginomycetes; Ustilaginales; Ustilaginaceae. Gene Ontology annotation, biological process: very long-chain fatty acid biosynthetic process; fatty acid elongation; sphingolipid biosynthetic process. The record is from RefSeq and is a predicted model, not a curated record. Bases 1 to 855 code for a protein of 284 amino acids. The transcript has a single exon. Gene Ontology annotation, molecular function: 3-hydroxyacyl-CoA dehydratase activity. Gene Ontology annotation, cellular component: endoplasmic reticulum membrane.
AUGCCGCCCAAGGCCUCCAUCAGCACCAAGGCUCCCGCCAAUGGCAAGCCCGCCAAGCGUGGGCCGCCUCCAGCCAUCAAAUACUACCUCAUCGUUUUCAACUUUGUCUCGUUCUUUGGAUGGGUGGUCGUGCUCUCUACGUUGAUCAAGCACCUUGCUUAUGGACCACAGCCCUUCUCGCCGCCUGUCAGGCUUGCCGCUGAUGUUUUGGCGCGCUUCCGUCUGGUCAAGAUCGGCAUCGUCAAGUCGUAUUCGCACCUCUUCCCUGAGCCCGUCGCGCGGCUGCUCGAACGCGCCUCCAACUCGCACACCUUUGUCGGCUCCGUCGUUGCACUCGUUCAGUCGCUCGCCGUUCUCGAGGUGGUCCACGCCGCUAUCGGAUGGGUCAGGAGCCCCGUCGUCACCACCGCCACACAGGUUGCCUCGCGUCUAUUCAUGGUUUGGGGCGUCACCGAGCGCUACUCGCAAGCGUGGUCGAGCCCAUUCUAUGCCACCAUGGUGCUCGCUUGGGCCAUCACUGAAUGUGUUCGAUAUCCCUUCUACGCCAACCAGCUUCUCGACCAAGAAGGUCCUGCUAUGCUCUGGGCUCGAUACACCUUCUUCUACGUCCUCUACCCCAUCGGUGCCGGUUCGGAAGCCAUGUGCAUCCUGGCUACGCUCCCCAACAGUCUUCCCUUCAACAAGCAAGGCGCCUGGGACCUGCGGGCGUACGUGUUCGCCGGUCUAUUUGUCAUCUGGUGGCCUGGUCUCUACGUCAUGUACACCUACAUGAUCAAGCAACGUCGCAAGGUGAUCGGAAAGGGCUUCUGGGGCAACAAGCUCGUCGACGAGAUCCGCGCGAAGAAGCAGCAAUGA